This is a messenger RNA of Suillus subalutaceus, 482 nucleotides long. RefSeq lists its product as uncharacterized. The record is from RefSeq and is a predicted model, not a curated record. The transcript has 3 exons. NCBI's taxonomy places the organism in Eukaryota, Fungi, Basidiomycota, Agaricomycetes, Boletales, Suillaceae. Bases 1 to 450 code for a protein of 149 amino acids.
AUGUGCCAUCGCCGCCGGCGAGGGACCCGUUUCGGCCGUUGCCGAACCGAACAGGGUGCAGAGAUGAUGCUGGACAAUUGGCCAUCAGGGAAUUCACUAGAAAAUGCUUUAUAUACCCAGAAAAACGAGUAUAAGAGGGAGGAGGGUCCACAAAGGAGGGUCCGCGAAGGAGGGUCCAAGAAGGAGGGUCCGCAAAGGAGGGUCCAGGAAGUAGGGUCCAGGAAGGAGGGUCCAAGAAGGAGGGUCCAAGAAGUAGGGUCCAGGAAGGAGGGUCCAGGAAGGAGGGUCCGCGAAGGAGGAACCAAGGAGGAACCGCGGAGGAGGGAUCACCAGGGAGGAGGGACCACGAAGGAGGAGGAACCAAGGAGGAGGAACCAUAAGGGAGGAACCAAGAGGGAGGGACCAAGAGGGAAGGCCAAAGAGAGUGAGAGUUCGAGAUUCAGAGAGUAAUUAAGUGGUGGUGGUAGCAUUGAGAGAAGGAA